ACCACCUGUAAAAUGAGCGACACGCCUCUGGUUUUUCACUCACAUCAUCUAUAUAUACACAUUGCUUAUAUAGAACACUUCCAUAGUUUAAUAACCAUCAUCUACUUUAUAGCAAAAAGCUACUUUAAAUCUCUGAAAGAAGAGAUGAGUUCCACAAGCAGAGCCUGGAUAGUGGCGGCGAGUGUUGGAGCAGUGGAGGCACUGAAAGAUCAGGGAUUCUGUAGGUGGAACUACACCGUAAGGUCGAUGCAGCAGCACGGCAAGACCAGCCUGAGGUCCUCCGCCGUUGUUUCGAGAAAAGUGAGGGGAGAGAAGAAGGCAAAGCAGUCGGAGGAGUCUGUGAGGAAAGUCAUGUACUUGAGCUGCUGUUGGGGUCCCUAUUGAUCAUCAAUCCAAACCUCAGCUCAAAGUAUAUUUUCUUUUUCAAAUUUUGUUUUUUUAUUUUAUUUUGAGUCUUGUCUGAGUGUUGCAUAA
Messenger RNA from Camellia sinensis, 474 nucleotides. Lineage: Eukaryota; Viridiplantae; Streptophyta; Magnoliopsida; Ericales; Theaceae. The record is from RefSeq and is a predicted model, not a curated record.